GACGACGAGUGGGACUUGGCAACGAUGCUGGAGAUCGAUCGCCUGGAGGCCUCUGCAGUGAAGGCGAGCCAGCGCCAGCAGCGAGCAGCACCAGCCGCGCAUUUGUCAGAACUCGACGAAUGGGACGUUGGCGCCUUAGGGAUGGAAGUGUCCUGCCCACAGCUGCAAAAUGCGAACCAGAACUUGGAUGCUGCUCAGGUGAAGGGACUUGAAAUUUUUUCUCAAGAAAUUUUUGAUGGGCUGCAGCAAGAAAUCGAGCGUCUUUCCGCAGAGCUUCGGCUCAAGGAUCAAGAGAUUUUGGAAGCAAAACGUCAGAGCUUACAGAAGGAGGAGCACUUGCAAGAGGCAAUAGAAGUCAUGCAACGAGAAAUCUGUGCACUCAAGAAACAGUCCGAUGCUGCAGUUGGGGAGAAACGAAAGCGAGAAAUCCUGGCUUGUCAGGUUGCAUCUUUCAAGGCCGUGGAUUCAUCAAAGCCAGGGGUUACAAACAUUGAUGACAGUUCUGCUGGCGAUACCGUGAAAAGUGGUGCUGAUGCUUCUCAGGUCUGCGAAGAUUUUCAUUCACCCUCACCUGUGAAUCUGAUGCAGGCAGGUCGCGAACCGGUUCCGUUUUCUUAUGCAGACUCCUCCGAUGUCUUGCAAAAACUCCACAGCAUAUGGCGCAUAAAACCCAGAGAAGCUGGAAGCGAACUUCUUACAAGAAUAUUUACAUCGUGUGAGAGGGACUUAUAUGCCCUUCUCCGGUCUGAAGAUACAGAGAUGGAACACUCGCUCAGGUCACAGGCAAGCGUUCAAGCGUCAGGAACUUGUGCCGGAAACCUGUGUGAGGCGCUCAAGCAGGUCAUACAGGGGCUCCGCUCCGCACAUACGUUAAUUACCCCGCUAUCUAGUUAUUUAAGCUCACAAAAUACGUUGAUAGUACGAAGUGCCUUGCGUGUAUUUCAAUGCCUGGUAGGGAACACAUGGAGUAUUUUCUAUAGGUGCUCUUUCUAUUUCCUCUUUGGAUCAUGUGUAUUGAGCUGUUUGUUCAGGCAAUCUUAUUUAGAAAGCUGUCAAACAGAAGGCAAUGGGUGGCAUAAAGAUGAUCUCUGUGGUCACGUUUUCUCCUCUCCGAGAGUUACGAGCAACCUGAAAACUUCGGCGAGCUCAAAUGAAGACGUGAGAAGAGGAAUUCCGACGGAUGAAGGGACAGCGCUUCGAUUUUUAAAUUCGACGCUGCAACUAGCCCAAAGCCAUGCUGAUACAGGAGUGAAGCAGGAAGCACUGUCGCUUGUUGUCUCAUUUGUCAUCCAUACAAAUCCUACGCAUGAAAGAUCACGGGUUGGAACUGUCCUCCUUGAAGCCGGAAUAAUUUUGUUGCUUAAGAAAAGCGUUGCUGUUUCUUCAGCUGUGCAACUUCAGGCUGUGCGAAUUGUACAUCUUCUUAUCAAUUGUCCUAGGAUUUUGGAAAUCAUUUGUAGUCCUGCAGGGCAACUUGCAAGCAUUUUCAAGGACUUGUGUGCAUGCCUAACACAAGAUGAAGAUCCCGUUCAGGACUAUUGGCUGCGGAAGUCCACCCUGCUCUCGAUAGCGUUUCUCAUGUCAGCUAAACAAGAACGUGUUCUGGCUCUGGUUCAAGAAGACGGUGCUGUUUCAAACGUGGCGAGAGAUCUUAUUUCCUUUCUGGACUUGGAGCUUAGAUACGAGGAAAUGAAGAAAAAUGGUUCCAACACCAGCGACAGGUCACCUUUGCUGCCGGAAGCAGUGGCUCUGCUUUUUCAGCUCGGCUCUCAUGCAGCAACAGCGACUUCGCUUUUAACAAAAACUCCCGAAGCGGCAACCCGAAGCUUGAGUGUGACCAACAGGCUAGUCGCCCUCGGCUCACAAUGCUGCGUUUCAAAGUCUGGUAGAAAACCAUUCGCGUCAACGUCCUCCAUGAGCGUGGUGGAAAUGGCAAAGAUCCUGAGAAGCAAGAUUCUCGCGAGCUUUAGAGAUGCUUCGGUUGUAUCAUGACAUACACUUUUAUUCACACUCACAGGUGCGUGUAUGUAUCAUAUUUAAUCACAGGCGCUUGCACAGUUUUGAGCUUAACACGAGUGGAAACAUCGAGAGGGAGUUUAGAGUGCGACAGUGGAUGAUUUUUACUUGUGCAACCUUGGCUCUUCUUCAGAACUCGCCGGGUACAGGAACAGACUAUUCGGGCCUGAAUAUACAAGUUCCUGUGUGCAUCAUUCAUCUCCUUGGCGAGUAAAGAACGGUGGUUGUCUCCGGUCUAAGCACAAGUUGUGAGCACGGGUCUCUCACAUAAGCAGGAGAUGAUGCGGUGAUGAUCAGCUGUGACACAAGAUAAUCUCCAGCACAGACAAACGACAAAGUUCGGUGGGCACUUCAUUUUACAAGGGGAGCUGUUCCGUAACGUCUUAGUCUUAAGCGCCUGCGGGAGGAUGACUGGUAUUAUUUUAAUCCGUAAGAGAAGGUGCUUCGCUGCACAUAGACAAUGGCGAGGGAACACUACUUGCAGUUUUGAUUCAGACGGGUACAUGAUAUCCGGAGAAACAAGAACAUGUUCUUGAGAGCCAUACGUAGCUAGCCAGCUGGUAGAGACUUUUGCUGGCUUUUGCUGGAUUGGAGAAGCGAGCUUUCAAUCUGGGGAGCGUCAAGCGCCGCAGAGCUUGCAAGUUUCGCGAAUGCACGGAAGAGGAGGAACCGAAAGGAACCAAAACUUCCAAGUUCCAGCC
Selaginella moellendorffii is the source of this 2717-nucleotide messenger RNA. RefSeq lists its product as uncharacterized. The transcript has 15 exons. Bases 25 to 1992 code for a protein of 655 amino acids. Gene Ontology annotation, biological process: DNA damage response. NCBI's taxonomy places the organism in Eukaryota, Viridiplantae, Streptophyta, Lycopodiopsida, Selaginellales, Selaginellaceae. The record is from RefSeq and is a predicted model, not a curated record.